AACCUGCACUUCUUACUACCUCAAUUCUUCUCAGAUCGACUGUACGCAGCCUCCGGUCCGGCCGAAAUGGCCUCCAACACCAAGUCUUUCCAGAAAGUGCUGGAUUCAACAGCACUUGCGGCCACGAAAUUCAUCCGCCGGCCACCGAUUGAUCCGAAAACACCAAUUCAAGGGAAGCUCCGGGUACCGGGCUCAAAUGCGUUCAAAGAGCAGCAGGACAAGGAAGGUCGACGGUUACAGAAGGCCUUGAACUCCAUCACCCACGGCAAGAACAUCUUCGUGUACAACAACAUCCGCACGAAACAAGUCGUGUACUCACUGACUCGCUAUCUGGAUAAAACCAACCUCCUCAAGCAAUGUGUCAAUCACGGCAAGAAGACCAUUCCUGCCACAGUCCGCAAGGAUAUGUGGGUGCCAUACUUUUCCGUGCACUUCAACGAGGCGCAAGUCGGACUGAACGUCUAUAACCACCUGCGGCAAUUCGCGCUGCUGCGCCAGCUCUCCCCGCCCAAGGAAAUGAUCACCGUGACAAAAGAAUAUCUCGAUUCGAAGCGGCCGGUAGACCUACGGGACCAGAAGCAAUGGGACAAGGAAAACAUGGGAAGACUGGGCCAGAUCAUGAUGAAGAAGGAGCGUGCUUACGCCCUCAUGAACCAGAAGGCCACCGCGAUUGCCGAUAUUGCUUUCGUCCUGCAGAAGCACAGAGACCAUAUCGUGGAGGGUGUGCCAGAAAGCUCCAAGUCUGGAUACAAGACUCUCAAGGCCCGUAGGCGCAGGCGUGCGGCUCUCCUGCAGGAGGCUGAGCAGGCUAAGGAACGUGCGGGCAAGGUUGCCUCGCUCGAGGAGCAGCUGCAGGUUGAGAUUAGCACGGAUCACAAUGCUCCACAGGAGCAGACUGUCAAGAUCUUGUGGCAGGAUACAUACGAUGCGCAGUUCGCAAAGAACUGGCCCGAUUACAUUGAGCACGGUCAGCUGCGUUGGACUCGAAACCACUUGAUUGGACAGGAGGAUCUUCCGGUUCCUAGCGAGGACAUCAUCGCCGAUGGUUCGUUUGAGCAGGCGUAG
This is a messenger RNA of Penicillium hordei, 1065 nucleotides long. Its product is annotated as mitochondrial 54S ribosomal protein mL67. Gene Ontology annotation, biological process: DNA recombination; positive regulation of mitochondrial DNA replication. Lineage: Eukaryota; Fungi; Ascomycota; Eurotiomycetes; Eurotiales; Aspergillaceae. The annotation marks the transcript as partial. Gene Ontology annotation, molecular function: structural constituent of ribosome; DNA strand exchange activity; single-stranded DNA binding. Gene Ontology annotation, cellular component: mitochondrial large ribosomal subunit; nucleus. The transcript is spliced from 2 exons. The record is from RefSeq and is a predicted model, not a curated record.